AUGAAGUUCUGGAGGGAGGGGAUGGGCGGGGGGUUUUUUUUUUCUCUUUCUUGGAGAAUCGCCCUCUCCCUCGUCGCCACUUCUGCGUGUGAGGUUGCGGUGGUCUGGCCAGCCAUCGUGAUCGACACGUUUGAGUGCCAAGCAUAUUCCAUCUACCUCAUUACUGUACCAGAAUCAAUUCCACGUCCACCUCAUGUCAUUCAUCCUGAUCUUAACCAACUCAUCACCCUCCACCACCUCAUUAAUCAACUCCUCCACCCUCAUCCACCUCAUUCACCUCAUCCACCUCCAUCAUCCUCCAUCCACUCCCGUCACGUCCCGUCCCCUCGGAAAUUGACUGGCCAAGACUUCAAGCUCAGGCCUGAGGUGCUCCCGUCCCUCACAAACGAAGCGUGUCCCGUGCACAAGUCUACCUGCGAACACCUUUUCCCACCGCGUGCUACCGGUUCACCCACCCCACGCUCGCUCGCGCGAGAUGAGAACAUUGCUGGCUCCUCCUCCGCCAAGAUUCACUCAGUCGGACAUUCUCUCUUCCCUCCGACAUCCUCACGCAUGACCAUCUCCUCUCCCUUCCGUCUCGGCUGCGAUUCCCACUUUGAACCGCCACACCCAUCUCCAAUGUUCAAACGCCCGAAUUGGCAGAGCACGGAUUCACUCCAUUUUGCGACCAAGUUUCGCCAUGGUCCCGACCUGCUGGAUAGGAGCGGAGCCACUCCACCCGCGCUCUCGCAACUCCACACCCGCUCGAUAUCCUCGCUCGAGAAGGAAAAAGACAACUUCACAAUGAAACCCCACCGCAAUGCAGAGCCCAUCCACGAAUACUAUGCCAAAGAGCUAGACAUUGAGGCGGCUUUGGCCUCGGUCUCCUGCCCAAUCCGGAUCUUCCUUACACACAAAUCCGUUGCAUGCAGAGGCCACAUCGGUCCCUACCGCAUGGAGCGCAUCUUCACCCUCCUCGAAGAUCUACAUUUCUACAAGUCCUUCAACGCCUCGUCGAACUCCCACGCUAUUGCCACCAUCGCCCGCAUCAGUUAUCUGAUCGUCAAGUCCCUCUUCUGCUCCAAGCACAAAGCGGAGGACUACCAGGAAUAUUCACAACCCCUAUACGACCAGAUCUACUCUAGUGCUCUAGACUGUAAGAUCUUCCAGUGCUACGACGGGCGAGAUUGGGAUCGCGAGUUUCGAAGCAUUACUGGGAUAAUGCAGAGGAACACGAAGCGCGCUCGCGAGGAGGAGGGAGAGGAGGAGGAAAAUGAGAUGAUCCAGCCGUCAGCACUCAAGAAGCUCCGUCCAUCAACCACUGCCAACUCUUCCGCCCUCUCGUCGAACGGUUCAACCGACGAGGGAGACAUCGUCUGCCCGCCGAGUGAUGAUCCCUUCUGGAACAAUCUUCCCUGGCCGUCGACCGAUCCCCUCUGGCAGCAGCAGCAGCAGUCCUCCGUCAACAUUGAUACUGUCACAUCGCUACAUGGAGGAGAUGCGCUGCUGGGAGGGAACAAGGUCCAACAGAUGAAGUCUGACACCCACUGGUGGCUUACUCCACUUCCUCCUCGACCAUCAGGCGACAACACGUUGAAGGCUCAUCGGCUCAUCCUUCCCAACGACGGUUUCCAGCCAUCUGCUCCUCCUCUGCCAUCAGGCGACAACACGUUGAAGGCUCAUCAGCACAUCUUUCCAAACAACGGUUUCCAGCCAUCUACUCCUCCUCUGCCAUCGGGCGACGACACGUUGAAGGCUCAUCAGCACAUCGUCCCAAACGAUGGUUUCCAGCCAUCUGCUAUGAUGACGAUGACGGCCUGCCAGGCGUCCCCAUUGGUGGAGAAGCUGGCUCGUAUCAACGCCCAUGUUGGUAGCUCCUCGUCCUCGUCGUCGAUGGGGAGCAACGUUGACCCCGUCACAUCGCAGCAGCAGAGAGGUGUGUCUAUUGAAGGGAACGAAUUCAUGCAUUUCAAUGACAUCAAUUUCGACGACAUGACCUUCAACGACAUGACCUUCAACUUCACCGAAACCAACUUCAACGGCAUGUCCUACAGCGACACAUGGCUUGAUCCAUUUCUUCACCAAUCAAACGCCCCGUCAGUGACCAACACCUCAACCCAGCAACCCCUCCAACCAGACAUCGCUAGCACCUCCAAGGUGUCAUCUACGGUGAACAGCAGUGCCGCCAAUUCCGAGCCAGCCUCCUCACAGACCACUACUCCCAACCUGUUCACGGACAAAGCUGCGGAUGACCUACUGAAGGAGCUGUUCCCGGAUGCCGACUGA
Messenger RNA from Zymoseptoria tritici IPO323, 2265 nucleotides. RefSeq lists its product as uncharacterized. NCBI's taxonomy places the organism in Eukaryota, Fungi, Ascomycota, Dothideomycetes, Mycosphaerellales, Mycosphaerellaceae. The coding region runs from base 1 to 2265 and encodes 754 amino acids. The record is from RefSeq and is a predicted model, not a curated record. The transcript has 4 exons.